UCUUCAACGACAAAUCCUCUUCAAAGCACUACCAUCCAAGAUGAAGUCUUUCGCUAUCUUUGCUGCCAUCGUGUCGACCGUCUCCGCUGCCAGCACCAGCGGCUCGUACGCGGAUUGCUCGUCGUCGGUGCUAUCGGCACUGCUGACAGACCAGUACAUUGACCAGUGCGCGACGGACUCGGGCUACGUGUUCACGGCCGCCAGCAUCCCGGACCAAGACACGAUCGACAAGAUGUGCGCUUCGUCGGCCUGCAAGAGCCUGCUCGCCGACGUUCAGGCCAUGGAUCUGUCCGAGUGCGUCAUCCCGGUGGGCGACAACAUCCUGCUGCUCGCCGACCUGGUGGACUACGUGCCGGCGAACUGCCCGGCGUCGUCCACGGGCUCGACCACGAGCAGCGCGUCGACCGCUAC
Molecule: messenger RNA, 411 nt
Organism: Phytophthora nicotianae INRA-310
Lineage: Eukaryota; Oomycota; Peronosporomycetes; Peronosporales; Peronosporaceae
Exons: 1
Cellular component (GO): extracellular region
Source: RefSeq, a predicted model, not a curated record